AAACGCGUCGAACAGUGCACGUUGAGUGCACGCACUUCUCUGCUCACUGCACAUCAUAAAUCAUCCGCGAUUCUGUCGACGUCGACCGCAUUUUACAGCUUCAUCUUUGGCCUUGUCAUUUAUAUGCUUGGUGCAAGGACCAAGCAAGUCUUUGCCUAUGGGCGUCGUGGCCAUCGGAUUGUCAAUGUCGUCGAGAGGAAUGAGUCAGACGCCUUUGAUUCCCCCGUCAAGACAGUACGCAACACGCAAGCGUCUAGGCAAGUUCAGAUAGAAAAUGAUAUCUACUUAUCUCCCUCUCCUCCUCGCCAUCGGGUGCACGGUAAACCCAAGCGGGCACAUGUCUCACCUGCCAAAUCCCCGCUUGGUCCAGCCAAGAAGAAGGCUCAGGUCAAGUUAGCGGGCAGACCAAAAAAGAAGACAGUCCUUUCAAAAUUCGAAGAGCAGACACCUGUGCGACAGCCACUUACAUCUCUCCGCACGAACGGUGCGUCACCUGCGGCUCUGCCGCCUUUAGCACUCGCGAGGAAGAAGGGUAAAAUACCAGUGAAAUCAUCGCCACGGGCUGCGCUGAAGCCUACAUCUCCAAUUGUGACUCUUGACAUCAUCACUCUCGAUGACGAUGGCAAGACACUCAGUCAGGAACGGCGGGUAUCGCGGACUGAUGUUCGAAUAAACACCGUGACUGCAACAGCUCCGAAAUUCAAGGGCAAGGGAGCACCCGCGAACCCCGCAAUCAUCCCCAUCAUUGACAGUGACUCUGAUGCGGAGGAAGUGGCUAGACUGGCGAAGAAACGUCAUGGCCGCAUGCGAUCGGUUAUUGUCAUAUCCUCUGAUGACGAUGAAUCACCUCCAAAACGCAAAAUUGAAUCGAUGGCUACUUUUUCCAAAGCACAGUCUUCAUUUAUGGAGGUCGUGGUCCCUCCUGCGCCUUAUAAACUACCCACAGUCCUCCAGAAACAGUCACCACUGCUGCCUCUGCCUCCACCUUUACCCCAGCAGCAAGCACCUGUGUUUGUGCCUCUCGCCCCGCCGGCAACGAAAGUACGACAGCUGACACCUAUACGCCGAGGAAAAGAUCGAGCGCAGUUCCAACGGCUCUUCCCUACGCCUUCUACACCCACUGACGCGGACCUUUCUCUCGAACUUGAACGACUUAACAUUUCGGACGUGACCGACUUUGAAGACCCGUUACCCUUACAACCGGAAUCCCUACUUCCGCUCCUUUCGGAGUGCUCUCAGACUGGUCCGCAUGAAUUUUCUGCUUUCAUAGAGACUUUUCCAUUCGAUCCGAUCGUACAGCCUGCGGACGGAGAUGACCUAGAUGUCAGGUUUCGUAAAAUUGGAGAGGCCUCGUUUUCUGAGGUUUUUGGCAUUGGUGACGUAGUUCUUAAGAUCAUCCCUCUCCGAGAUGAGGAACAACGUAUCGCAAAUGACUUGGAGACUCCCGCACCGAGCGAUGCGAGUGAUGUUUUGAAGGAAGUUAUUGUCACUCGAGCGAUGGGAGAAAUGUGCAGCGGCUUUAUCAAGCUUCUCAGAACAUACGUCGUCCGUGGGCGCUAUCCUUCGUUACUUCUGGAUCUCUGGGAUGAAUACAGUGAGCGCAAGGGUUCCGAGAGUAUACGACCAGACUCUUUCGGCCUUGCCCAGGUCUACGCAAUCAUUGUCCUGCCAAAUGGCGGCCCAGACCUUGAAGCCUUCACGUUCAAAAACGCCACAAAGUCUGGUUGGCACCAAGCAUGCAGUAUCUUCUGGCAGAUAGCCAGAGCUCUGGAGCAAGCUGAAGACCUUAUGGCAUUCGAACAUCGUGAUUUACACUGGGGCCAAAUUUUGGUGAAGAACGUACCUGUUCGGAAUUCAUCAUCGAAAAAGGCAGGGAGGAAGCUCCGCAUGGAUGAUGUUCGAUUCGGCGUCAAGGCGACUAUCAUUGAUCUUGGGCUUUCCAGGAUGGAAACCGUGGAUGGCCAAGGUUCCAAGACAUACUGGACACCAUUUGAUGAAGAAAUUUUCGAAGGAGAGGGAGAUUACCAAUUUGAUGUCUACAGGAUGAUGAAAGAGUAUAGUGGGCACUCUUGGGAAAACUAUCAGCCUUUUACGAAUAUCAUGUGGCUUCACUACCUUACACAGAAGCUCUUGCACUCAAAGCGACUGAAGCCUCCUGGCACGAGAAAGCAAUCAGCGGCUGGGCCUACACCAGUGGCAUCCUUAACAGGGUACAAUGAACAAGAGUGUUACGACUCGCUGGUGGAGAUCGACAAGCUAUUAGGUGACUGUAUUAAUGUAUCAAAGAAGGGCCGCAAGGGGCAGCGGAAAAUGUGUGUGCCAUCCUCUGGUCCAAGGACGGCAGGGGAAGUUGUGUUGUAUGGAGUCGAGAAAGGUUGGAUGACGGCAUGAGCUGUAUAGUUGUAUUUUCUGUUGCAUAUACCCCGGUUGUCCGCUCUCUUUGAACCUCGAAACUCUACAUACAUACGGACAAGAACGGUCCAGACAAACCACAGAACCUUCCUAUCUGAGCGAUCUUGCUAAUACGUCAUAGCUGUCAUAGCCAUAUCUGAGUUGCCACCUAUAUUAGCGUUGAACGGAGC
Messenger RNA from Suillus paluster, 2582 nucleotides. RefSeq lists its product as uncharacterized. Bases 124 to 2391 code for a protein of 755 amino acids. Gene Ontology annotation, cellular component: nucleus; cytoplasm. Gene Ontology annotation, biological process: intracellular signal transduction; mitotic cell cycle. Gene Ontology annotation, molecular function: histone H3T3 kinase activity. NCBI's taxonomy places the organism in Eukaryota, Fungi, Basidiomycota, Agaricomycetes, Boletales, Suillaceae. The record is from RefSeq and is a predicted model, not a curated record. The transcript has 5 exons.